AUGCUUGCAUGCGUUUCUCCGGCUGACUCCAACUUUAUGGAAACUCUCAAUACAUUAAAAUACGCCAAUCGUGCUCGUAACAUUAAAAAUAAAGUUACUGUUAAUGAGAGUUAUGGUGGAAAUUCCGUAGAAAUUAAUCAAUUACGAAGUCAAAUUGCUCAAUUAAGGAUGGAAAUUCAAAUUUUACGUUCUAAUGGUGCUGAUGAAGAAUCUUCUCGUAAAUAUGAAGAAGAAAUAAACCAUCUUCGUGGUGAAUUAGGUCUUACAAAAUUGAGACUUCAAACUACUGAACAAGAACUUGUCAUGUCAAAUACUGAAAAGAACACUUUAUUAAUGGAAAUUGGUUUUAAUGAUCAAGAUCUUACUGAUGCUGAUCGUUCUCACAAAAUGCAAACUCAUCAUAUUAUUCAAGCUUAUGAACAAAAAAUUCUUGAUUAUAAAAAUCAAGUGGCUGAUCUUCAAGCUCAAGCUUUUACAAGUCCUCGUAAAUCUUCUUUCGCUGGUUCAAAUCCUGGUCGUGAUAAAGGUCAACAUAUAAAAUUCCUUGAUAAUUCUUCUGAUGAUGAUGAUCAAAUUCAUGAAAAUGAAAAGAAAGUUAGAAAGAAACGUUCAAGAAAACAAAAAACUAGAGCUGAAGGUCAUUUUCAAGUUUCUAAUGAUGGUCCUUCAAAUCCUGAAUCUUCUUCAACUGCCACAACUUUACAUGAAUUUCCUAAUUCUUUAAAACCUUUAAAUUUGGAUGAAGCCAAAUCUAUAUUUUCUCAUUACGAUGAUCAUUAUAUUCAAGAGGAAGAUGAAAAUGAUUAUGAAUCUCAUGAGAGACGUAAUAGUACUGAUGGUGGUGAAAGCGAUAAUUCUAUAAGAUCUUCUAGAGGAUUAAGAAGACGUAGUGCUAGAGCAAUCGAAAAAGCAAAAGAACAAAUAAAGCAAGGUUUCUUACUCCUUAAAAAUGGUGGUUCCAUGCAUGAUGACCCAUUAAUGAGUCAACUUGUAAAGACUCCUUCUUCUACAAAGAGUGAAAGUUAUAUUGAUCAAAUGAUGGCUAAUCAUGCUAAUAAUAAAGAAAAAAGAAGAUCUAGCAGUGUUUCUUUCAGUGAAAUUCAAACCCUUGAAGUUCCACAAUGGCAAGAAUCUAAUCCUCCACCACAAACUUCAACUCGUCGUACUUCAAAUUCAAGUCGUUCUGUUAGUUUUUCUGAUCAACCAAUCUCUCCUGGUUCUACAAAAUCUUCUCAAAAUAGUUAUGGUUUAAAUACACAACAAAAUGCUCUCACGCUUACUCGUAUGUUACAUCAAAUUCAAGCUGAUAUUGCCGUCAAAGAACAACUUGUAACUCAACUUGAACGUGCCGAACAAGAAUUCACUUAUAUGAGAGCUGAAUAUGAACAAAGAUUGGCUCAUAUGCAAGAAACUUUGAUUACAUUACAACGUGAACGUGAUACUGCUCUUAAACGCGCUGCCAACUCUAGUACUGGUGUUAGUACUCGUGACAAGAAUUCCAUCCUUGCUGAACUUAAAGCUCGUUAUGAACAUAAGAUGAAACGUCUUAUUCAAGAGAUUGGUGAACUUCGUCGUAAAUAUAAUGAAGCUACUCAAUUAAAUGCUACUGCAAAGAGUCAAAGUGAAACUGCGCUUAAAAGUAUGCGUGGUCAAAUUGAACAACUUAAAGCUGAAAAAAUGCGUAUGAUCAAGCAUAUGAAAGAAAGUAAUAAUCGUAUUCGUGAAAUGGCUGAACGUAAUCAACGUGAAAUUCAAAAUUUACGACGUAAAGAAAAAACUGCUCAAGAUCAGAAAAAACGUCUUGAAAGAACUAGUGAAAUGCAAAAAUUAAUGUUGGAAAAAAGGCAAAAAGAAGUUUUACAAACUGCUGGAAAACUUAAAUCUGUUAUGACUCUUCUUAAAAGAACUUCUACUCCAAAAUCAAUUGCCAAAGCAUUUCGUAAAAAUCGUAAUAAAGUACCUGCCGAAUCACCUUCAAGGCGUACUUCCGAUGAUAUAAGUAACAUUCAUGAUGAGGUUUAUGGUAGUGGUUUUGAGAAAAAGAAACUUUUAGAUGAUGCUAUUAAUAAGUACAUUACUAGUCGACAACAAUUAACAUUAAUGGAUGAAUUAUUUGAUAAACGUGAUAAUUUACAAAGAGAGAAAAAAGAACUUCUUGAAGAACGUGCAAAAAUUGUAUCAAAUUCUGUUUAUUAUGAACCUACUACGGAAUCUCAAAAUUUAGAUGAUAGAAUUGAGAUGAUUACUUCAGAAAUUUCUUACCUUAGUGCAAGGAUUCGUGCUUUACAAUCCGAAGCUGCUAGAAAUGCUACAGUUGAACAAUCGGAAAAUGAUGUAAAUCAACAAGAAAUUCAUGAAGAACAAAAAAUUUCAUUUUCUUUACCAACUCCUGAAGCAUCUUAUGAUGCGGCUGUUUCAAUCUUACGAAAUUUAGAUUCAUUCGAAUCUCAAACAGUUCUUGAAACAUUUUUCGAAGAUAUAGUUAAACUUCGUACUGGUGAAUGGUCAAAACAUAUGACAUUAGCUCAUCAAGAAAAGACAAUAAUGGAUUUAAAUAAAUCAUUAUUAGCUAUGCGUAGGGCUGCAGUCAUGGCUACAGCUGAAUACGAAAGAAGAAAUAAAGAACUUGAAGAACUAUUACGACGUGGUAAUCAAAGUGAUAAUGGUAAUAGAGAUGGAAGGUCACCAAGUCCAAUAUCACCAGAAAGUAGAGAAUUACAUAUUGCUGGUAUUGAAGAUGAUGCCACAAAUUCACUUUCAUGGUUCGAUCGUAUUUAUGAAACCGCUUUAGCACAAGUGGAAGCUGCAAUAUCCGCAAGAGGUACUCCAACAAAUGAACAUGGUUCACUUUCAAGAAGAAAUUCUUCUUAUAAUUCUGUCAAAGGUACUCCGAUAAAUGAAAGUGGUUCACUUUCAAGAAGAAAUUCUUACCACAGUAAUAGUAAUGGUUCACUCUCGAGAAGAAAUUCUUCACAUAGUAAUAGUAAUGGAUCUUCUUCAAGAAGAAAUUCUUACCUUGUUGAAGAUGAUAAAGUUAUUCAUGCAUCACCAAUAGAAGCAUCUACCACACCAAAUACACCAAACACACCAAACGUACCAAUACGUUUGAAUACAAGUUUCUCUCGACGUCCAUUACCAUUAGAUUGGUUAAACGCUCAAAAGGGAACAGAAGUUGAGACUGCUACUGAAUCAAUUGAUAAUAAGCAAGCUUCUCCAGGAGGCUCUUCAAGAGCAAUGAAACGUGAUGGAAGCAGUAAUAGUAAUAAUGGUUCAAAGAAGGUUGGAUCUGCCGGCCGACGAUUAAAAAGACCUGAUGGUUCUAAUACUCCUAGUGUUAGUGCUCCAAAUACACCAAAGGAAGAAAAUUUCUCAAAUGUUGGUUGGGCGGAUGAACGUACAUCAUCAGAACGAAAUAAAUCAAUUCAACAAGUAAAACAACCAUUGUCACGUAGAGGGUCAUUCCGUGAUACAGCUACACAUAGUCGACAAAAUAGUUCAAGCAUGGGAUUCUAUUCAGAAACUCAUAAUCGAGAUGGAUCGCGGGAUAGUGGAUACUUUAGCGGUAUCGAUAAACGAAGAUCACAAAGUAGCAUGGCUCAUCGAGAAUCCAAAGAUAUUCCUACUCAUGUACGACAAAGUUCGUAUGGACGUAGUUCACCUGAAAGUGAUGAUAACGUUAGCGUAACUAGUGAACGCGAACGUAGAGCCUCAAUUUCACAUCAUACACAUGUGAGAUCAGUGACACCUGAGGGUGGUAAUGUUUAUGAUCGAUUAUCACGAAGUCAUACACAAUCAAGUUCAGCAAAGAAUACACCAACGCGAAGAUUAAUGCGACACGUAAAACAGAAUAGUGGUGGUGUUAAUAGCGCAUUAGCAGCACUUGAGGGAAGACCAUCUAAUUAA
Molecule: messenger RNA, 3903 nt
Organism: Dentiscutata erythropus
Lineage: Eukaryota; Fungi; Glomeromycota; Glomeromycetes; Diversisporales; Gigasporaceae
Source: the annotation of a GenBank genome assembly